Messenger RNA from Hippocampus comes (tiger tail seahorse), 2029 nucleotides. RefSeq names its product double PHD fingers 3 (gene dpf3). The record is from RefSeq and is a predicted model, not a curated record. Gene Ontology annotation, cellular component: nBAF complex. The transcript is spliced from 12 exons. NCBI's taxonomy places the organism in Eukaryota, Metazoa, Chordata, Actinopteri, Syngnathiformes, Syngnathidae. The coding region runs from base 103 to 1281 and encodes 392 amino acids. Gene Ontology annotation, biological process: nervous system development.
AAACCGCUCACUCCUCCUCCUUCUCCUCCUCCUCAUGUUUUUUGGGUCCCAAACUACAUCGAGAUUUGGAAUACAGUAGUGCGUUACACGUCCUGCUGGAAAAUGGCGACUGCAAUCCAGAAUCCUUUAAAAUCUAUGGGCGACCAGUUCUACAAAGAUGCCAUCGAGCAGUGCCGCAGUUACAACGCCCGCCUGCGUGCCGAGCGUAGCGUGCGGAUGCCCUUCCUGGACUCGCAAACUGGCGUUGCCCAGAACAACUGCUACAUCUGGAUGGAGAAGUGCCAGCGGCAGCCAGGCAGGGUGUCAGGACAGAUGUACGCCUAUCCAGCGCGCUGCUGGCGAAAAAAGCGGCGACUCCAUUCACCCCUCGAUCCCCAGCUACGCUUGUGUGAGCUUCGGCUAGAGGCUGAGCUGGCCCCCAAGCGUGAUGGGCCCCCAGGGGAGACCACAACCCUGGAGACUCUGCUCAGGAGCGACAGCCUCCUGGAAAAGAAAAGCAACGUGUGCAAGGAGGAGGAGACGUUGCUGGAAAUACAGAGAGUGCUGGAGGCCGAGGAAAACGGCGACGUUUUUCAAGACGACGAAGACUUCGAAGCAGAUACGCCGAAGAGGAAGAACAGAAACCGAGGCAAAAACAGAGGCUCCAGUCGCAAGAAGACCGAAGCGGUCAGUGUGGAUGACCAGGACAAACCUUAUGUUUGCGACAAUAGACACAAACAAAAGCAUAAUUCAAAAAAGGCUGAAGAAGUCUGUGGAAAGCGUUACAAGAACCGUCCUGGCCUGAGUUACCAUUACACGCACACCCAUCUGGCAGAGGAGGAAGGCGGCGAGGAGGAGAAGGACAGCGAGCCGGCCCCGUCCCCCACGCGACUCUCCGACAACCACAAACCUCAGAAGGGUCCCGACGGCAUCAUCAUUCCCAAUGACUACUGCGACUUCUGCCUGGGAGACCAGGACUCCAACAGGAAGACGGGGCAGGCCGAGGAGCUGGUUUCCUGCUCUGAUUGUGGACGCUCCGGCCACCCGACAUGUCUGCAGUUCACCGACAACAUGAUGCACGCAGUGAGAACAUACCAGUGGCAGUGCAUUGAGUGCAAGUCCUGCAGCCUCUGCGGCACCUCAGAAAAUGAUGACCAGCUGCUGUUCUGCGACGACUGCGACCGGGGCUACCACAUGUACUGCCUCAAGCCACCCAUGACCCAGCCUCCAGAAGGAAGCUGGAGUUGUCACGUGUGUGUGGACCUGUUGAAGGACAAGGCCUCGUCCUUUGGCGAUGCAUAAUGGCCCCCCUAUUCUCGCAGUGGAUACACACAUAGCCUUUUCCCACUCACUUCAUUAGGUACACAUGUUGAAUGGCGAUUAGACCCCCAGUUUUGUGUUUGUCAGUGAAACUGGUGUGGAAGUAUAGUUUUUUUUCUUCUAACUUUCCAGGAGAUUCUAUUGAGGGGUUGUUUUGGGGAAAUUAAAAUAUUCAGUUUCAGCAUUUUUUUUCACCGUUACACUGUGUGUGUGUGUGUGUAUACCUGAUGAAGUGUCCAGUGAGUGUAUAUAUGAUAACACAGCCCCUGUCUGUACAUAUACACAUACACACCCACCAGUGCCGUUUGGGGGAUUUUGGAUUGAUUUUUUUUUUCUCUCUACCUCUCAUGUAGCAGAGACCAGCUUCCACUUCAUCAGUCUACCUCACUGCUCAAGCAUGUCUCUUAAUUACUCAUUUCAUUUUUUUUUUAAUCCCACCUAAACUGUUCAAUUGAACUGAAAAAGAAGUCAAUCUGAGCGUGAAUGUGUGUGUAAAAAAAUUAUUUUGGUUGCAAAAGAGGUUUUUUUUUUUUUACAUUUCAAACUCUGUGUAAUUCAGAAUUCAUUUUACUUUGUUCUAAACAUAAGAAACAAGCAUUUUCUUCUCAACAAGUGUGAUUUACGCAAUCCCACAAUUUCAUGUCAGACCUUGUAAUGCAAAAAUAAAUGUCUUGUAAAUUUGACACAUCAUAUAGAAGAAUGUUGAACAAACCUGCCAAAUGCAAAUGAU